Molecule: messenger RNA, 1408 nt
Organism: Propithecus coquereli (Coquerel's sifaka)
Lineage: Eukaryota; Metazoa; Chordata; Mammalia; Primates; Indriidae
Product: carboxylesterase 1E-like
Exons: 10
Biological process (GO): lipid catabolic process
Cellular component (GO): lipid droplet; endoplasmic reticulum
Molecular function (GO): carboxylic ester hydrolase activity
Source: RefSeq, a predicted model, not a curated record
AUGGCCUCACCCCUCUUCUGCCGCCUGAAGCACCUCCCUGGUCACCCGUCCUCGCCUCCUGUGGUGGACACCGUGCAUGGCAAGGUCCUGGGGAAGUAUGUCCACCUGGAAGGAAUCGCACAGCCUGUGGCCGAGUUCCUGGGAGUCCCCUUUGCCAAGCCUCCCCUCGGAUCCCUGAGGUUUGCUCCGCCGCAGCCUGCAGAGCCGUGGAGCUCUGUGAAGAACACCACCUCCUACCCGCACAUGUGCCCCCAGGACCCAGUGGCAGGGCAGGUGCUCUCCGACCUCUUUACCAACAGAAAGGAGAACAUUGCUGUCACGUUUUCCGAAGACUGUCUUUACCUGAAUAUCUACACUCCUGCUGACUUGACCAAGAAAAGCAGGCUGCCGUUCCCAGUGAUCCCCAGGGAACUGUCAGAGCCCCGUGUCUUGACAGCCCUGCAUGGCGUCUGUGCUGCCCACCCCAACCUGUUCUCUUACAGCACAGGGGACGAACACAGCCGGGGGAACUGGGGUCACUUGGACCAGGUGGCCGCGCUGCGCUGGGUCCAGGACAACAUUGCCAACUUUGGAGGGAACCCAGGCUCUGUGACCAUCUUUGGAGAGUCGGCGGGAGGUGAAAGUGUCUCUGUUCUUAAAGUUGCUGUGGCUGCUGGGUGUAAAACCACCACCUCGGCUGUCAUGGUUCACUGCCUGCGCCGGAAGACAGAGGAGGAGCUCUUGGAGGCCGCAAAGAAAAUGAGUCACCCCUUCGUGCCCACGGUGCUGGAUGGCGUGCUGCUGCCCAAAACCCCCGAAGAGAUUCUGGCCGAGAAGAAUUUCAAUACCGUCCCCUACAUCGUCGGCAUCAACAAGCAGGAGUUUGGCUGGAUCAUCCCAACGGUGAGCACGUGCAGCCUCUUAGACUCUCCGCUCUCCCCGUCAGCCCUCCCAGCUCUGGUCAUAGACGUCCGUCCUUCUCCAAGGCCCGAUCUGAGUCCAGGGUCUCGGGAGGACGGAGUGAGAGUCCCGCAGCCAUUCCGCUCAGGCUUCGUAAGCACUGCCCACGAGCCAGGCUCCGACUCGGGAGCUGGAGACGUGGCCGUGAAACACCCGAGAUUCCGCCCCUUGGAGUCUCCGUUCCAGUGGGGGAGUCAUCAGUACCUGCCCACGGUGGUGGAUGGCGUGCUCCUGCCCAAAACCCCCGAAGAGAUUCUGGCCGAGAAGAAUUUCAACACUGUCCCCUACAUUGUCGGCAUCAACAAACAUGAACUGUGCAUGAAUCAUGUCUUCUCAGAUGCCGGAGCCCCCACCUACAUGUAUGAGUUUGGGUAUCGCCCAAGCUUCUCGUCAGACAUGAAACCCAAGACGGUGAGAGGGGACCACGGGGAUGAGAUCUUCUCUGUCUUCGGAGCCCCAUUUUUAAAAG